This is a messenger RNA of Tribolium castaneum (red flour beetle), 423 nucleotides long. Its product is annotated as transcription factor 15. Bases 1 to 423 code for a protein of 140 amino acids. The record is from RefSeq and is a predicted model, not a curated record. Gene Ontology annotation, biological process: developmental process; regulation of transcription by RNA polymerase II. The transcript has 2 exons. Gene Ontology annotation, molecular function: RNA polymerase II transcription regulatory region sequence-specific DNA binding; protein dimerization activity; DNA-binding transcription factor activity, RNA polymerase II-specific. NCBI's taxonomy places the organism in Eukaryota, Metazoa, Arthropoda, Insecta, Coleoptera, Tenebrionidae.
AUGGAUUGCUUUGAUCCAGCGACAAACAAAAGAAAAAAAUGCGACGAUUUUGGGACACCUGUGCGACAGAGAAGUCAGGCCAACGCGCGGGAGAGAGAUAGAACGCACAGUGUAAACACGGCCUUCUCGACACUUCGCACCUUGAUUCCGACCGAACCGAAGGACCGAAAAUUGAGCAAAAUCGAGACUUUGAGACUGGCUUCGAGUUAUAUCUCGCACCUGGGGACCCAGUUAAUGGCAGGGCCGAUCGAGCAACCCUGUCUCAGGCUGACCAACAAACUGGAUAGAGUUUGCACGUUCUGUAUAGCCCAUAAGAAAUCGCCCGGUAGGGACCUGGAUUUUGGAAGCGACGAGAUUUUACUUAAUCCGGCCUCGCCAAACGUAAUUUUCGGACCCAACGACCUCACCGCCAUCUAUUAUUAA